GAAGUUAGAAAGGUGCUAAGUUAGAAAUCGUUAGCUUGCACCGAGGCCAGGGGGUUGUUUACGUGCAAAGCGGUAGCAGUGUAGCCAUCAUAGUAAACCUUAAACAACUAGCUCCUUGCAAACACCGUAUCAACAGAAAGGAAUUAAAACAACUACCGAGCAGUGUUUGGUGUGAAAAAAUAAAUUUAAUCUUUAAUAAAGUGAUGUUUUAUUUAGGUAACCCAAACCCGUGGUUAGUAGGAAAAUGAGGGCAGUGUGGAAAUUUCUAGACAGCCUUUCUGUUGAAAUCUUUCAGGGCGUAUACAGAAAUGCAGUGUAAAUAUUUGGGAAACCUGAUGAAGGUUUAUGGUAAAGUUGAUGUCGUACUGUUGUUUGUUUUGUAUUUUUGGUCCCACGAGCAAGCAAUUUUCUAUGAAAUACGGCCCUUCAUGUAGUUUUAAGUUACUUCCGCCCGAAUAAUCAAAAUAAAACGAAUUUGCAAAGCUGUUAACCCUCAGCUACCAGCAGAAAUAUUUGAUCACCCACGAUCACUAACCCGGACUCGUGUUUAAUAAUGAAUUAUGGGAUAUGCGAUGCCUCCAAGCGUUCUUCGCCUGCUUGACGUAACCACUUUAUGCAACAAAAAAAAAAACAGAACAUUAGCUGAUUAAGUAUCCGCAUCGGGGCAUAACUUCAGCCACUGCGACAGCAAACGAUUCGUCGCGAAGUCUCGGAGAAUUUAACCGGAUUAGUUCAUGCUACAAAACUACGAUUCCCAUCAUGCAGUGGGAGGCAAAGCCAGCUGAUGUUGAUGUCAUUUUCAACGAGUCCCGUCUGCCCCUAGCAAAAAAGCUGAAGCGGAGCCGUCGCUUAUCCACAGGGAACUUCCUUAUUUUUUUCCGACGAUGGCUUAUGUAAAAAGUGGAUGGCUUCAAAGACAGAGUACCAUCCUGCGCCGCUGGAAACGGAACUGGUUUGAUCUGUGGUCCGAUGGCCGUCUGGUUUUUUACAACGACCAGCACCGACGGGACAUGGAGGAUGAGGUCCACAUGAGGGUGGACUGCAUCAACAUCCGCUCCGGCGCUAUGUGUCGGGACCUCAGUCCCCCUGAGGGAAAGGGCCAGGACUCCCUACUGCAGAUUGUGUGCAGAGACGGCAGGACCAUCAGCAUCUGCGCAGAUAGUGCAGACGAUGCCCUGGCGUGGUUAAUGGCCCUCCAAGAUGCCAGGGUGAACGUGGUGAUCCCCUCUCCUCAGGCUGGCUUUGCUGAGGAGGUCAUGGCCUCUGCACCUCCCCCAUACUCGGAGUAUGCCCCGCCCCCUCAGGUGUACCAAGCCUAUGGCCCUGCCCCUCCACCUCCUGGAGCACAGGUGCUAUACACUGCUGACGGGCAGCCUUAUGGAUUGGCGUACCCCUAUCAGUACCAAGGGGCCUACCCUCAACGCCACAUCAUUGUUCAGGAGGAGCGUCGGGACAGUGCGGGGGACAUGGCACUGGGCAUUCUCGCUGGUGCUGCCACUGGCAUGGCACUGGGCUCACUGUUUGUGUUCUAGGCUUACUGAGUUAACCCCCCCCCCCCACACACACACACCACAUCCACUGCCACGCCCCCUGAGAAGGCUCCGUCCCCAAACUCUUGCCUUUGAUUUCAUGGUCCUGUAGCUGCAGCGUGAUGCAGUAACGACGCAGCCCGCCAGUCCCGUAGCGCCGAUUCCCUCGAAGACGUGCCUGUGAUGUGUCCGUGAGCUGCUCCCGUGUCCUCGUGCGCCUCGUGCCUGACCGUCCCGUCUUCUAGAUUAACGGACAUCCCCUGGGUCGGGUGACCCUGGCCAGGCGACGCUUUACUCCAUGUCUCCACUCUUGUUGCUGGAUUCAGUGUAGUAGUGUAAGUAACCACCAGCCGAGCGUAGUAUCUUGUGCGUUUUAGGGGGAUAGGCACCAUGUUUCACGCCUUUUCGGAUUUCGCACCUUGUUUGUUUGCCCUCCUGAUGAUCGGCAUCGCGUUCACUCCCAACUUCUUUUGAGUGGCGACAUACGUGCUCCUUUUGUUCACUUUUAAUUAAAGGGUGUUACAUUCAGGGCAGGUCAGAGGAGCAAAAAUGCUAAUGUCUAUGCGUUUAUUUUUUAUUCUAAAGGAAUACCUGUUGUAUGUGUGAUUUGUCUAUAGAGGACACACUAAUAUGACAUCUGGCUACUUUUCUGGGUCUGAAUUCUUAUAUUCUGCAUUAUGAUAAGCCUGUAUGUUCUGUUUGUUGAAUGUAGUCUGAAUUUACUUUUGUAACUUAUUUGCCUGUUUUUCAGGUUUUUGGUCCUGUUUUUCAGUGAAGGGAACUUGUUAUUUGUUUGUGUGCAGACUCAGUCCCCAAGGUGCAGAGUUCUGUUGCCCGGUUUCCGUGGUAUGGAGGAAAGGUUGUGUGUUCAUGGCAGGAGUCACAUGUUCACUGCCUCAGGCUCACAACGCCCCCCCCCCCUCCCCCCGGUUCAUUUUUAACGCGCUUCUGGCGCUAACUGAAACUGCCGCAUGCCCAGCUCGGUUUGGAAAAGGCCUCCCUAAAGACAAACCUCCUUGCCUCUAGGAUUUCCAAAGACAGCCGUGCGAGUGGUGCUGUGCCCAUUUAGCCUAUGAAAACACACCUUGAAUGUUUUAGCUGUCGUCUCGAUAACCAAAAUCACCUAGAAGCCCCUCAGGACUGCUCUUAAAAGGCCCAGUUUGAUUUAAUGACCGUUCACAGGAAACCAACUAGUGACUAUGACUACCAUUGCACUCCAAUAACACUCCAAAUAAUAUCCCUUGAAAAAGGGGCAUUAGCCUGCCCACCCCCAGGCCAUACUCAGAACCCCUCAAUGACCAGAAACGUCCAGUUUUAUUUUUUAUUUAUUUAUUUUUUUAAAUGUAUUCUUGAUCCGGCAUUUCAAGUGAAGAUUGCCAUGCUUUGCUCUACCGUUCAGUGCAGUAGGAAUUAAUUUGACAGUCUAAUGCCUUAGGGAAAAAUUAUUAAAGGUGAUUAAUAUUGUACUUUAACAUUAAAUUAAUUUGAAAAUAA
Molecule: messenger RNA, 3023 nt
Organism: Paramormyrops kingsleyae
Lineage: Eukaryota; Metazoa; Chordata; Actinopteri; Osteoglossiformes; Mormyridae
Source: RefSeq, a predicted model, not a curated record